UGCUGUGACAGUCAGCAGCGAGACAGCAUGGACAUUACAGCUCCCUGCAUCAGACUGUUGAUGGAUGUGUUUGUCUUGCUGGUUGCACAUGCUGACCACAGUUACUUUGCUCAGAGAGCUGUCUCAGAUGCAGCGUUUCCUCGGAUUUCUCCAGACAGACUGCAGUUCUUUGAAUAUGAGACUCUCACUAUAAGUUGUGAAGAGUUUGGAGGCUUGAGUGAAUGGAGAGUGAUGAGGAAGCUCAACAAAACAACUCCAACAGAGUCUUACAACUGGAACUCAUCAGCAGCCUCCUGCACCAUUCAUCCUACCUUUAAAAGACACAGCGGAGAAUACUGGUGUGAAGAUGCACAGGGAAACCAGAGUGAUGUCCUCAACAUCUCCAUCACUGAUGGUUCUGUGAUCCUGGACGUUCCUACCCGUCCUGUGGUUGCGGGAUAUGAUGUGAUUCUGCACUGCAGGAAAGAGAAAACUCAAGCAAAACACAUUGCAGAUUUCUACAAAGAUGGUGUCAAAUUAGGGACCUGGUAUGAAAACAACAUGACUAUCCACAAUGUUUCCAAGUCUGAUGAAGGACUGUACAAGUGCAGAAUCUCUGGAGCUGGAGAAUCACCAGAGAGUUGGCUGUCUGUUUUAAAUCAAAAUGAAACAGCUUACGAAGAGACUCGUCCUUCUGACAGUGACUCUCUUCAUCUUCCCUCCCUUCAUCUUCCCUCCCUGCUAUGGAUUGUAGGCAGUGUUUUAUCGGUGGCUCUGGUGCUGUUGGUGGUGGGACUACUUCUCUGCAGAAAACACAGAGUAUUGGUCUUUUGUUCAUGUGGAAAACAAACACCAGGAUCACAGCCACAUGAAGGUCAACCCGUCUCAGGAGAGGAAAAUGACGUUGAUCCACCCCCUGCAACAUAUGCAGUUGUCAAAAAACAAAGGAAGAAGAAAGUGUCAGCUGGAGACAAUGCAGUUGAUCAAGACAACGUGACAUAUGCUGUUGUUACAAAGCAAAAGAAGAAGAAAGAGCCGGGUGGUACCAAGCCACAUUUACCAGAUGAGUCUGUCACCUACGCUUGUAUCAACUAUAGGCCACUUGCAACUGACUGAAGGACUGAGGAGAUGGUCUGUUCAAACCUCUACUUUUGUAUUUUAGUUAGCAAGGGAACUUUUUUAUAUAUAAAUAAUCUUUAAUAAUGUAAAUUUGUAAAAACUGUUUAAAGAUAUUAUGUAAAAAUGUACAAAAGUCGUAUUUUGUUAAUGUUUGACAUCCGUUGAAAAGCACAGGUUUGGUUGAGUACUAGUGAGGUAACUCACAUUCACAUGCAUUCACUGAUAUUAAGUAUUAACCAGUGUUUAUGUGCAGUGGUGGGACUUAACAGUGACAGUACAUAACCUGCCACUCCAUUAUUGUUCCUCUCAAUGAGAUAAAUGUCUUUCAUGUGACUUUUAUGUAACUUUUUUUCAAACAAACAAUAAUAAUCAUAAAGUAAAAUCAUGAAGUUAAAACCAGACUUGGCUUUUGAUACAAUGUGUUCCUUAGACACCUAAUGCAGGAAAUGUUUCACUUCUCUUAAAAGUCAACACGUACAGUUGGGUUUUAGUGUCAGUUCCUUGUGGUCAAAGAAUGAGAUCUUCUUUCUAAAGCAGCCGAAUGAGGAUACAUCCACUGGGCAAGAGGAAGCACAGAGACAUGUCUACACCUACAGAGGAUUGAUUUUUCUUUUAACGAACAUUUCGGCAAAUAUUCUUCACUCUAAGUCAUAAAUACUGUUGUAUUUUCUAUAAAGCUCUGUUGAUGUUGUAAAAUCAUUUUUAGUUUAUGUUUAAGUUCAUAGUUUAUAGAUUAUUCUAUUCAGUACCAGACCCACUCACUGAAUGCAAACAUGUUUGUACUUGUAUUGCCUUAGGAACAGAAACCAGAAAAUGAACUAAGCUGUUUGCAGAUCUUGUACAUUUCACUGCGUCAUUUAGACUCUAUAUACAUUCAUAAUGACAGAGCCUUUUACAUACUAUAAUCAACAGCAGUUUCUGUACAAUUAAGAAGGCUGUAAACAUUCAUAAUCACAAGCCUAGUUCACAUGUAAAUGUAGAAAAUUUGUACCAACCUUUUCCACCUGAGCCAAGUUUAAGCAUUACUCCAAAAUAUUUGGAUUUGGAUAUUUUUUUUUACUUCUACAACGUUUUUAUGUGCAAAUUGAACUGUGCAUUGAUGGAACAAUUUGAAGUAGUCAAGCUGUUUCCAGUAUUUGAAAAUGGUCAUGUGGUUCAUCGUCCUCCUCAGUCUGUAUCUGGGGUCUUCGGCUUGGUCACGUCCUCAGUGUCUAUUUUUAAGAGCGAGCAGCUUAUUAGAGUGGAACAGUUAAACCACAAUGUUCUGCCUGCUCUGUUCACACGUCUGAAAACGCUGCUGCUUUUAAAUACGCUCACUGUGGUCGACAACCACACGAUUCAGUUAACAGCGGUUUGGCUUGAAAGAGACACACUGACAAUACGUUUCCAUUAUCAUAUCAAACCACUGACAUCCUUCACAUGGUUCCUCGCUGACACUACCUCUGGGGCCCCGUCACAGCAGCUCAGUUCAUUAGAAGCCCUCACUCUGACCAGAAUUUGCCAGGUUAAAGAUUUACACUGAUGAUUAUAGGCAGGGUUUACAUUACACUAAAAAACAUUAAGUUGACAGUUUCAAACUGCCUGUGAACAUUUUGGGCUUUACUUAUAAUGUUAAAUGUAUUAAUACUGUGCUCAAUAAUUUGUUUAUCUGAUGUAAACAAGAAUACUGUCUGUUCACUGGAUUAUUACAGCCUGUCACUAAAGGCAUAUAAAACAGUUUAAAGUAGGAACACAGAUUUUACACAUUAUGGUUUGUUUACAGGUCAUGGAGAGUAUUACUGCACUAAAGCCAUACAUGGAUUAAUCACUCUCAUUAUUACAGUUUUAAAUAAAGGUGUUUAUUUUUUUUAAGGUUUUGGGAAUUCCCUGAUAUUGUUUUAAAUGAAGUUUUGAAAUAAAAUAUUACUUUGUUUGGA
Dicentrarchus labrax (European seabass) is the source of this 3014-nucleotide messenger RNA. RefSeq lists its product as uncharacterized. NCBI's taxonomy places the organism in Eukaryota, Metazoa, Chordata, Actinopteri, Moronidae. Gene Ontology annotation, biological process: cell surface receptor signaling pathway. The transcript is spliced from 9 exons. Gene Ontology annotation, molecular function: transmembrane signaling receptor activity. The record is from RefSeq and is a predicted model, not a curated record. The coding region runs from base 28 to 1095 and encodes 355 amino acids.